AGCAGCUGAAACGUUGUUGGAGCUGAGCGCAUUUAGGGAACAGUUAAGAAAAACAGAAGUGUCAUUGGAGCUGAGCUCAGUCAACAAAACAUCAGAGGAAGACUGAGUUUUUACCACCUCCACAUCACAUGAAGUUUUGCCUAAUAUUGUGUUAAGUUCAGAACAACCUACACUUAGCACUAUGAUUCAAACAAACAGACAGCUCUGUGCAUUUACUGGAAUACAAACGUUUGACUUGUUGAAUGUUAUUAUUAAAGCCGGAGAACCCCUUGACAAAAAUCAGCGGCUUUUAUCGUUCCAUGAUAAAGUACUGCUAACUCUUUGCAAGUUAAAAUUAAACAUUACCUUCAUUUGCAUAGCUCUCUUAUUUAAAAUUCCUGAAAGUACAUGCAGAAGAUAUUUCAAAGAAACAUUAAUUGUAUUGGAGGCAGUUUUAAAAAGUGCAAUAUAUUGGCCUAGCAAAAGAGAAGUUCUUCAAAAUUUACCAUUAAGUUUUUCCAAUUAUACAAAUGUUCAAAUAAUUUUAGAUUGCACUGAGUUUGCAGUUGAAAAAACAAAGUGUCUAAGGUGCAGAAUCUGCACAUACUCACAUUAUAAAGGGGACAAUACAAUUAAAGUCCUCAUAGGUGUGUCUCCAGCAGGACUGAUUACAUUUGUGAGCAAAGCUUUUGGUGGAAGAGCAUCUGACAAAGCUAUCAUAGAACAAUCUGGUGUGUUAAAUAAACAAGAGCCAUUUGUUGAUGCAGUAAUGGUGGAUAAAGGUUUCCACAUUGAUGAAGCUUGUGCAGAAAGAAACAUCCACCUCAUAAGACCAUUUUUGCAGAGACAAACUCAGUUUACACAUGAACAAGCACUGGAGACAAGUCAAAUAGCAUCAGCAUGGGUACACGUGGAGCGAGCCAUUCAAAGACUGAAAAACUUUCAAAUUUUGUCAACAAAAUUAAGUUGGACCAUGUUGGGAUUGAUAGAUUCAAUUUUGUGCAUUACUACUGGUAUUGUAAAUCUAAGUAGUCCAAUUCUAGAUACUGAAAGAUUUUAAAAACCUAAAAAAAGAAAAAAAAAAUCACAUGCCA
Molecule: messenger RNA, 1073 nt
Organism: Centruroides sculpturatus (bark scorpion)
Lineage: Eukaryota; Metazoa; Arthropoda; Arachnida; Scorpiones; Buthidae
Exons: 1
Coding region: 182-1039 (285 amino acids)
Source: RefSeq, a predicted model, not a curated record